AUGUCUUUGAUCUUUCAAAACAGUGACAUUUGUCUUGCUGGUGUAAACCUCAAUGUUGGGACCAGCGAGUCGACCAGAUACUGUGUAAGGUGUGGGGGCGACCCCCCUCCAGUACCCUCUUCGAGCAUUGUGACCAAGGAGGUUUCCUCAACGCUCCCACAAGAGGCGACUGCGGCGCGGCAGAGAGCUGGGAAGAAGACAGCUAUCACCGGCGCGGCACGCGUUCCAUCCUUGAGAAACCUCAAAUCCGCGAAGGCCGGAUCGGGGUCCACGCCUUGA
Messenger RNA from Pleurotus ostreatus (oyster mushroom), 279 nucleotides. RefSeq lists its product as uncharacterized. Lineage: Eukaryota; Fungi; Basidiomycota; Agaricomycetes; Agaricales; Pleurotaceae. Bases 1 to 279 code for a protein of 92 amino acids. The record is from RefSeq and is a predicted model, not a curated record. The transcript has 2 exons.